This is a messenger RNA of Odobenus rosmarus divergens (Pacific walrus), 724 nucleotides long. RefSeq names its product RAB33B, member RAS oncogene family (gene RAB33B). Gene Ontology annotation, cellular component: endosome; Golgi apparatus. The record is from RefSeq and is a predicted model, not a curated record. The transcript has 2 exons. NCBI's taxonomy places the organism in Eukaryota, Metazoa, Chordata, Mammalia, Carnivora, Odobenidae. Gene Ontology annotation, molecular function: GTP binding; GTPase activity. Gene Ontology annotation, biological process: Rab protein signal transduction. Bases 41 to 724 code for a protein of 227 amino acids.
GUCUCCUUUUCUCCGCCUCAGUUUGGGGCGGGUCCGGGGAAUGGAGAUGGAGUCGUCUCUUGAGGCAAGCUUCUCGUCUAGCGGUGCGGUGUCAGGGGCUUCAGUAUUUCUGCCUCCGGCUCGCUCCCGUAUCUUCAAGAUAAUCGUGAUCGGUGACUCCAACGUGGGCAAGACGUGCCUAACCUACCGCUUCUGCGCCGGCCGUUUCCCCGACCGCACCGAGGCUACUAUCGGGGUGGAUUUCCGAGAACGUGCGGUGGAGAUAGAUGGGGAGCGCAUCAAGAUCCAGUUAUGGGACACAGCAGGACAAGAACGAUUUAGAAAGAGCAUGGUACAGCAUUAUUACAGAAAUGUCCAUGCCGUUGUCUUCGUGUAUGAUAUGACUAAUAUGGCUAGUUUUCAUAGCCUGCCAUCUUGGAUAGAAGAAUGCAAACAACAUUUGCUAGCCAGUGACAUACCACGGAUUCUAGUUGGAAAUAAAUGUGACUUGAGAAGUGCCAUUCAGGUACCUACAGACUUGGCACAAAAAUUUGCUGACACACACAGUAUGCCUUUGUUUGAAACCUCUGCGAAAAACCCCAAUGAUAAUGACCACGUGGAAGCUAUAUUUAUGACCUUGGCUCAUAAACUUAAGAGCCACAAACCAUUAAUGCUUAGUCAACCCCCUGAUAACGGAAUUAUUCUGAAGCCUGAACCAAAGCCUGCAAUGACAUGCUGGUGCUAA